Messenger RNA from Geodia barretti, 1969 nucleotides. The record is from the annotation of a GenBank genome assembly. NCBI's taxonomy places the organism in Eukaryota, Metazoa, Porifera, Demospongiae, Tetractinellida, Geodiidae.
GGCCUUUUAAGCUAUUGCCUCAGACGUUUUGUCAUCAUUCACAUUACGUCAGUGCACCAAGUUUGAUUGUGGGAGAACACAUCAUAAGCAAGUUAUAGGCACUGACACCAUUUAAAAGUCUUUUUUGCCUGAGGCUGUUUGUUGUUGUUUAAAACCUUGUAAUUUCUGUUUCGAUCAACUCUUUAUCAUGGUGAACCAGCAUACCAAGUUUCAUUGUUAAAGGACCAACCAUAAGCAAGUUAGAGGCACAAACACCAUUUACAAGUUUUUGUUGCCUGCAAGGCUGUUUGUUGUUGUUUACAAACUUGUAAUGUUUAAAUUUUGUUACUGAUGAUGGGUUGUACAUGUGUACGAAGUUACGAAGUUUAAUCACUCUGGGUAUUAGCUUUAUCUAGUUAGCACACUUUAUUAACAACGAGAAGAAUAAUUUUGAAAACUAACUUUCUUGAAUAAAUCAGUAACGAUUAUGCGAUUUAAGUCAUUUCUUGGGUAAAUGAAUGCUCUUUGUGACGAUGCGGAUCAGUCUGAUGUGUCUCUGAUUGAAACUGAAAGUGAAACAUGAAAAUCUCAAAUGUAUGGACAUAAUGCAGGAUGACCUGUGUCAUCCCUAUAUACUAAGUACUACCGUACUUAGUGAUAUAUUAAUCCCAAAGUUGUGUUGAAUGUACAUAACUGCAGGUUGAAAGGUAUGCAAAUGAUCCCUUGGUCUGGCAUGGUCCAUGGAAGGCUGGAUGGGGAGCAGCAAUGAUGGAAUCUAUUACUCUGCUCCGUGAGAAUGCAGCCAGGAUCUCUCUUCCCCUGCUGCUUAUGCAUGGCAGCGAGGACAACCUGGUUCCCAUCACUGCAUCCCACUUCAUCAAUGAUAAUGCCACUAGCCAAGAAAAGAAAUUUGAGGUGUUUGAGGGCAGUCAUCAUGAAACUUUACAUGACAAGGAGCAGGAGAGGGCAAGGGAAUUGAUAAAGGAGUGGGUACUAUCUCAUCUCACUGCAGCUCAGGUCACUGAGCCACACUCUCAGUCUGAUUCAUCUGCUGAAACUGAGACAGCCAGGCAACAGGCUCAGGAAGAGAUCGUUAAAGGCAGUAAGCAACCAGGAUCAGCUGAAAAUACAAGUGUUACAGACAGUUUAUAAAUUUUGUUGUUUUGUGUUUUUUGUGUGUGUGUGAGCAGCUGGACAAAAUUAUAGUUGGCAUACCACACAUUGGUUCGUUCCUACGUUAUCUAAUACAAGUGUACAGAUUUGACAACACUUGACUAUCUGUGAAUGUCACAAUAAUAGUGUAUCUCCAAUGCACAUUAAUUACUAAAUGCAUUGUUUUAACCCCAGAAAUCUGUCAAUCUUGUGAUCAAAGUCAAUAGGCCUCAUGAGUGGCUCUUGAUACCCUCUUUUCAUACUGGAGCUGAGGUAUGGAAUCAGACCACACUUUUCCUCAAAGUUGGCCAGCUUCUUUUUGUACUUCUUGCGAAUGUAGUCACUUGACUUCGGAUUGUACGCUUUGAGGUGGUAGGCAAGGUAGGCAAGAGCACUCUUGGUGGGAUCAACGAAAGGGUACUUUGGUUUACAGUAGCCCACAGCACUGAGAGCAUUGAUGACUGAGAUUGCAGCAGACUGUUCGAGGUAGCCAAGCAUAGGAAGUGAGGUUACAGGCAUUGGCAUUUGAGGAGGAGGCAGCUUUGCAGGUAGGCUUGUAAUCUCAUAGUAGUGUGGUCGCCUCAAAUGAGUGGUUUAUUGGAUCAGCUGUACUGUGCUUUACGUGUACAGGUAAUGGAAAUUGAACCAUGACUUGUUGUAGAAAAACUUCAGUAGAGCUCACCGCAUGAAGUGAUCUAAAUUUCUCUCUGAUGCAAAACAGAAAAGUUUAUUUUUGUAUUCUGCAGCAAAGCUAGAUUUUCCUGGAACCAAACUCUCAUAUCUGUGUGAACAAAAUGCUGAAGAAGAGCAAGGCAAUUAUACUCAUACACACCUCUUU